AUGAAGGAUGAACCUCCAGAAAACUCCUCACUGAAGGACAGACGUUUUGACUACCUACCAACUGAUGCAUCUGCAUUUGCUGAAGAAAAAGAGAAAAGGACAUUGCCAUUUGCUCGAUAUAAGUAUCUCAACCGAACACAAUUGAAAAGAAAAAUGUACCAGAAUAAUGCAAGGAACAAUCGUCGAACCAAGUUUACUCUGUCCCUAGAUGUGCCCACGAACAUUCUUAAUAUUCUUUUAAACAUUGCAAAAGCUAAAAGCCUGAGAGCAAAGGCAGCAGCAAAUGCUCGUCUGAUGGCACAAAUUGGUUGAAGAAAGUAG
This is a messenger RNA of Hemiscyllium ocellatum (epaulette shark), 321 nucleotides long. RefSeq names its product urocortin 3, like (gene ucn3l). Gene Ontology annotation, biological process: cellular response to nutrient levels; adenylate cyclase-activating G protein-coupled receptor signaling pathway; hormone-mediated signaling pathway. NCBI's taxonomy places the organism in Eukaryota, Metazoa, Chordata, Chondrichthyes, Orectolobiformes, Hemiscylliidae. Gene Ontology annotation, molecular function: corticotropin-releasing hormone receptor 2 binding; hormone activity. The transcript has a single exon. Gene Ontology annotation, cellular component: extracellular region. The record is from RefSeq and is a predicted model, not a curated record.